CCGGGCCUGUGUCAUACCUCUUUUCGUGGUAAUGUCGGAUUCGGAAAAUUGUAAAAAGCAAACUGGCAAACACGCUCUUUAUAGUUGUAGCAUAGGUUACAUGUUUUUUUUUUUAUUUUCACAUAGAAACAAUAGCUAACAUUUAUUUGCCAGACAUUAAAUAAUGUAAAUUAAAAAAAGAAAAAGAACAGGCAAGUCGUUGGUCAUUCCUGGCUGGAGUUGAGAGGUCGGGUUUGGACCCCGACAUGCCAAUCCAAUAGCUGUGUGAGAGAAGCCUGUGUGUUUCAUUUUAAUAACUUUCUGUAAUUUAUUAAUUUAAAAUAGACGACAGUGAAAUGGAGAACGACAUAUUAGACUCUUUGGCGGAUCUGUGUUACAAGGGUCCUCUGGUAGAAGAUGGUGCGCUGGAUCGGGCAGUUGCUGGGGGAGCUGCUUCUCCUGAAUUCACAAAGCUCUGUGCCUGGAUUGUCUCUGAGAUCAAGCUGUACUGCAAACUGGAAGAGAAUGUGCAAGCCACAAACAGUCCCACUGAAGCAGAAGGCUUCCAGCUUGAGAUGAGUGGCUUGCUAACAGAGAUGAACUGCCCUUAUUCUGUUCUUACAACUGGGGAUGUCGCAAAACGUCUUCAAAACAAGAACAACUGCUUUUUGCUGCUCACCUACCUUAUUUCCGAGUUGGAGGCAUUAAAGAUGGUUCAUGUAAGCCAUCCAUCAAAGACGGCCCCGGAGCGGGCAGGCAGUGACGUUUUUAUUGAGCUGAAAGGAAUUUGUGUGGGCCUGGGUAUGUCCAAACCCCCCGCCAACAUUGCCAUGUUCCAGUUCUUUAGUGGAAUUGAGAAGAAGCUAAAGGAAGCCAUGUCCAAGGUUCCGCCGAAUCAUGUUGGAAAGCCUCUAAUGAAGAAACCCCUUGGACCAGUUCACUGGGAAAAAAUCGAAGUUAUUAACCAAGCACUAGUUAAUGAAUAUGAAGUCCGGAGGAAGAUGCUGCUGAAACGACUUGAUGUAACGGUGCAGUCUUUUGGAUGGUCAGAAAGAGCAAAGACCCGUGCUGAUCAGCUGGCGAAGGUAUACCCGCCGAAACGGACUGCUCUUGCUACAAAAAGCAAUAUUUCUGUUGCUCACCUAUAUGCAGCCCGGGAAGAUCUGUCCAAGAUUUUAAGAACCAGUAGCGGAAGGAUCCGUGAGAUGUCAGCCUGUGCCAUCAACAAGGUGCUGAUGGGCCGGGUGCCGGACCGAGGAGGAAGACCCAAUGAGAUUGAGCCGCCUCCUCCUGAAAUGCCGCCCUGGCAAAAAAGGCAGGACGGCCCGCAACAGUACGGAGGAGGAGGCGGGCAGCAAAACAGAGGCGGUGGUAGAGGGGGCUAUGAUCAGCAGUCCCAGGGAGGCCGGGGAGGGUACGAUCGAGGAGGGUAUGACCGAGGAGGUGGUGGCCGGGGUGGCAGAGGGGGCAAAGUACAAGGGGGUUGGGAUGGAGGAGGUGGUGGCUACCAAGCCAACUACCAAGGUGGCGGAUACCAAGGGGGCGGAUACCAAGGCGGGGGAGGCAGGGGAGGUGGAGGGUAUUCAGGUGGAGGGUUUCAGGCACCUACCUACCAGGGAAGUGGAUACCAGGGAGGAGGAGGCGGGGGUGGAGGUGGAGGAUACCAGCAGGAUAACCGCUACCAGGACGGUGGCUACCAGGAGAGAGGUGGCCGUGGGGGGCGUGGCGGCAGGGGCAGGGGGAACCGGGGCGGUCAAGGAGGGGGAUGGGGUGGCAGAGGAGGGCAGAACUUUAAUCAGGGAGGGCAGUUUGAGCAGUACUUCCAGCAGGGAGGCUAUCAUUAUAACCAGGCAGGUUUUGGUCAAGGGAAGCAUUAUUCAAGUUGAGGUUACCCUCGUGGUCAUUACAGCAGAGCUCACGUACAAUCGAGAUAUAGAGAGUGGGAUGAAAAAAAAAAGCCUUAAAACUACUAAAUAUUCCAGCAAUGUACACUACCAUAGAAUUGCACGUAAGGUCAGCAGUUCUUGGAGGAGUUUACAGUAAGACUGAAGACUUUUUUUUUUUUUUUUUUUUUGUAAUCCUGAAUAUAUGGUGACAUUUCUGAUGACAUGGUUUACAUGAGUUGUACAGACAUGACAGUACCUAUGCAAUCAUUUAUUUUAUUUUAACUUUUUUUUCCAGGAAUUUCAACAUAAUUCAGGCUUUUGCCUUCAUAUCACAAAUACACUGAAGCCUCUUCCCCUAAUGAGAGUUGUAUUUGUUUCUCUCUAUAAUUUGAACCCUAUGCGAGGGCGUCGCACUUCGUCAAACUAACAGAUAACAGAAAUAUCCUUUUAAGACCCUCUUCUGAUCAGUAACAUGAAAUUGAUCGUCAGUGUCUCCACAAUAUGAGUUCUGCUGCAAUUGCUUUAGGUUACAAAUGAAUAGCCUUAUUUUCUGAUUUUUUUUUUUAAUUUUAUUUUUUUUAAUAUAAACACAAGGAAGAAAGAACAUGUGUCUGUAGAGAACUGACAUGCCACUACUACAGUUUUUUUUGUAUUGUUCCUUUUUUUAAAGAUCUGCAACACUGCCAUAUACCUGUAUGGUGGUUCAAAAACAAAUUCUCAAACAAGAAAAACAUCUAGAUGCAGUCAUUCUUUACAGGAAGAUUGAUAUCUUCAGCAUUAACUGCAUGAGAUUACACCACUGGCUAAAACACAUUGUUUAUUUAAACUAAAAUGUACUGCCAUCCAGGCAAGGGACUGGAGAAUCCUGGAGGCCUUUUGUUCUUGCUAAGACAGCAUCCAACUAGCUAAGUUCAUGAUUUUUGUUCAUUUUUUUUUCUUUACUAAAAGCCACAUGACACUGCUUGUUGGCUAUUAUGUGUACAUAUGUUUUGUGAAGUUAUGAAAGACAGUGCUUGAAAGUGUGCUAUUGAAUGAAAGGUGAGCAAUAAAAAAAAAAAAAUCUGAAUUAAGUUAUUUCAUUAAUAAAAAAAAUCAACUGUUUUAAA
Molecule: messenger RNA, 2971 nt
Organism: Acipenser ruthenus (sterlet)
Lineage: Eukaryota; Metazoa; Chordata; Actinopteri; Acipenseriformes; Acipenseridae
Product: protein FAM98A-like
Exons: 8
Coding region: 336-1865 (509 amino acids)
Cellular component (GO): tRNA-splicing ligase complex
Source: RefSeq, a predicted model, not a curated record